AUGCAGCUGGAGGGAGGGGGGCACCAGGAGAUGCCAGGGGUUGAACGGUCAAAAGUAGAGGACCCAGGAACCAAGGUAUUGGCAGUACCUGGCCCAGACUCUGAACCGCGGCGUUCCUGGGGACACUUGAAAGCCAGCAGGCUGGUGCAGCUACGGCUCUACUGCGAGGCGCGGCUCCGGGAGGAGCGUGAUGGCUGGACCCGGGCGGGGGCUGUGGGCGCUGUGGGCGCCCCCGACUACGCAGCCUCAAAGGCUUACAGCUCCAGAGGCGCGCUGGAGGAGCAGGGCGGCCAGUCCCCUGCUGCCAAGGGAAUGGACAGUUACGCCUUCUUCACCGAAAGGGAUGGGACAGUGCCCCCCAGAGACGAAGGUGAGGAGUCUGAGGGCCCCCUGAGGGAGCAGAGCCUGAAGGGGACCUACAUCCAGCUUGUCCAAGGAGUGCAGGAGUGGCAGGAUGGCUGUGUCUACCGAGGGGAGUUUGGGCUCCACAUGAAGCUUGGAUAUGGUGAAUUCUCUUGGCCCACGGGUGAAUCCUACCACGGGCAGUUUUACCAGGAUCACUGCCACGGCUUGGGCACCUACAUGUGGCCUGACGGCUCCAGUUUCACGGGCAUGUUUUACCUCAGCCACCGAGAAGGCUAUGGCACCAUGUACAUGAAGACCAAACUUUUCCAGGGGCUGUAUAAAAUGGACGUUCGGUUUGGGCCGGGCGUGGAGACCUACCCCGAUGGCAGUCAGGACGUGGGGCUAUGGUUCCGCGACCAGCUCAUCAAGCUGUGCACGGAGACUCCCAGCAGCUUCUCCCUGCUCAACUUCCCGGAGUUCUCCGCCUUUCUCGGGCCCUCGAGAGAGAGAAUCAGCCUCUCGGAUGAGCAGAAGGCUGAGUGGGGCCCGCCCGAAGAGCAAGACCCCUUCUUCUAUGAGUACCAGCGGUUCCUCCUGAAUGACGACCUGGCGCUUCCUCCAGAGAUGCACGUCUACUCCACCGACCACAGACACCUGCCGCUGACGGCCGCGCUCGCCAGGGAGCUGGACGCCCGCGUCUUCGCUAACGAGAUCCCACCGUUUAUUGAGGAUGGAGAACCCUGGUUUAUCACAAACCAGACUCCAUUGUUGGUCAAAAUGCAGACGCAAACUUACAAGUUCAGGAACACGAAGGCUCACACCAGCUGGCACAUGGAUGCCAUCCUGGAAGGGCAACGCGAGGGCUUUGCAUGCUCUGGACCUAGGGAGCGGCUUUCUGAAGAGAUGAUCCUGAAGGCCGAGGAAGGGGACCUUGAUUGGAUCUAUGGAACCCUGAAGGACGACCUCGUCCAUCCCGACGUGGCCGACGCCAAGGGCUACACUGUGCUUGCGGCUGCUGCGGCACACUGUCACAGCCGCAUCGUCAGCCUUCUCCUGGACCUCGGGGCAGACGUGAACAAGCGCACAGACGAGGGCCUCACGGCGCUCAGCAUAAGCUUCCUCCUCUACUACCCCAGUGGGUCCUUCAAGCCCAACGUCGCCGAGAGGACCUUGCCCCAGGCACCUCCCAAAUGCCCGGUCACCCCAAGCUGUUUUCUGGAUGUGAACGUGGAGUCUGUCCAUGAGGCCAGCAUGCCCGCCCGGGGCCUCGAGGAGGGCAGCCUGUCCCCGAGUGCACAGCCGUCUCCAGAGUCCCCAGGCCAGCAGGGCAGCCCUCCAAGGGAGGAGUCGCCCACCAUGCAGGGCAGCGCCAGCGACAGGGACAGAGAGCUGGGGGAGAAGGCCGAAGACCUGGGUGUGUGCACCCUGAGCAGCGAGGACUCCAACUUCCAGUCCGUGGCCUGUAUGUACAACUACGCCCUCCGGCUGUCCAGGGAGGUCUUGGAGAGGAGCGCCCAGGCCUACAGCUUGCUGCGGGUGCCCUGCAUGGACAAGGGCACCGUGCGGAGGAUGGCACAGGGCAUGAUCAAACAGAGAAACCGGUGGCUGACCAUCCAGCUGCUGCUGCGCCGCGGCGCUGACCCCAACCUGUGCAGCGUGCCCAUGCAGGUGCUGUUCCUCGCGGUGAAGGCGGGUGACGUGGACGGCGUGAAGCUGCUGCUGGAGAAGGGGGCCCGCACGGACGUCCAGUACCCGCCACAGCUGGGGGCGCUGACCCCGCUCCACAUCGCUGCUGCCCUUCCAGGGCAGGAGGGGGUCAGGAUCACAGAGCUGCUGCUGCAUGCCAUCACCUGUGUGGACGCCAAGGCGGCUGAUGAGGACCACACGUACAAGCUCAACAGGAUGGACCUGCCACCCUCAAGCCUGAAGCUCACCAAUGAGCCAGGCCCACCCAGCACCUACUAUACCACGAACACCUGCGUCCCCAUAGAGGGCGGCAGGACAGCUCUGCACGUGGCCUGUGAGCGGGAGGACAACAAGAAGUACGCCAGGGACGUGGUCCAGCUCCUGCUCUCCCAUGGAGCGGAUUCCAACCUGCUGUGGAGUGGCCACUCCCCACUCUCCCUCUCCAUCGCUAGUGGGAAUGACCUGAUUGUGAAGGAGCUCCUGUCCCAGGGAGCUGACCCCAACCUGCCCCUGACCAGAGGCUUGGGCAGUGCCCUGUGUGUCGUGUGUGACCUGGCCUAUGAGCAUCAGAGGAGCGUUGACAACAAGAUAGCCCUGAUUGACCUGCUCAUUAGCCACGGGGCUGACAUCCUGAAGCCUGUGACGCUCACACAGGGUGACAGGGUGGCCGUGGGCACAGCGGUGGACUACGGCUACUUCAAGUUCUACCAGGACCGGAAGAUCGCCCACUGCCCCUUCCACGCGCUGAUGCCCGCAGAGAGGGAGACGUUUCUGGCCCGGAAGAAGCUGCUGGAGCACAUGGGUGUGCAGCUGCGGCAGGCCGUGCUCACCAGGGAGCAGCAGUGGGACACCAGGGCUCUGCAGCUCAGCAGGAAAGGUGAGCUGGCCCCCAGCCACAGGCUGAAGAAGAGGAACUCCAUUGUGGCGAAGAUCCCAGCCAAGGAGGAGCAGGAGAACCUCCCCUUCUUCAAGUUCUGCUACCAGUGUGGCCGCUCCGUCGGGGUCCGCCUCACACCCUGCACCCGCUGCUAUGGGAUCCUGACCUGCAGCAAGUACUGCAAGGCCAGAGCCUGGACCGAGUUCCACAGGAAGGACUGCAGUGACAUUACGGCCACAGUGAGGACAUACUCACCCCCAAUCACAGAGCAGCCGAAGAGGGUGAUGUUUCCAAAGGCCCAGACCCUGACACCGCCCGGCCGGAUGAAAUACAGCAGUCCUGUCUGCAAACACCAGUGAGCCUCGGCUGCCCACGGUCUGCGCAGGCUCCGCUCAGCCCCGAGGCUGCUUCUCCUGCUGCCAGGAG
Molecule: messenger RNA, 3334 nt
Organism: Marmota flaviventris (yellow-bellied marmot)
Lineage: Eukaryota; Metazoa; Chordata; Mammalia; Rodentia; Sciuridae
Source: RefSeq, a predicted model, not a curated record